Sungouiella intermedia is the source of this 534-nucleotide messenger RNA. The record is from the annotation of a GenBank genome assembly. Lineage: Eukaryota; Fungi; Ascomycota; Pichiomycetes; Serinales; Metschnikowiaceae.
AUGAGCUAUUACACAAGAAAAACACCGACUUCAGCAGAUCAGAAUGCUUCCACUAAUCUAGAUCAGGAUCUUCAUCUAUCUCGAGAUGCAAAGUAUAAGAAUUCCGAGAAGGAAGUGGUGGAGUGGAUCUUCAACACUCUCAACACUUCACAAGAUGAGAGAGUCCAGUAUCAACGGUACGAUUUGAUUGAGAUUUUGAAGGAUGGCUACAUCUUGUGCCAAUUGGGAAACUUGUUGGGAAUUGCCAAUUGUCCCACCAAGAAAUACAAGAGCUCCAAGAUGCCGUUUGUUCAAAUGGAGAACAUUCUGUUCUUCUUGAAGGCAUGUGAAAUGGUGGGAGUUGCACACGAUGAAAUAUUCCAGACGGUGGACUUAUUUGACCGGAAAGAUCCAUACCAGGUAAUAGUGACACUAAUGUCUUUUUCUCGUCGGGCGAAGGAGACGAACGCUGCUGUGUUUAAGGAAGUAAUUGGUCCUAAGGUAGUGAAGGUGAAGCCUCCGGUGCCACGAAAGCCAAUUGGUUUGAGAAGUUGA